Pocillopora meandrina is the source of this 2777-nucleotide messenger RNA. The record is from the annotation of a GenBank genome assembly. Lineage: Eukaryota; Metazoa; Cnidaria; Anthozoa; Scleractinia; Pocilloporidae.
CUACUAUGCAAAGUAUCUAAAUCUAACGAACAAUUGAGGCUCUGACCAGUAGUAAACAGAUCAAUCAAUCAUAACAGAUCCAUGUCGCGGCAUGUUGCUCUUUUAGUGAUUAUUCACUGUAAGGAUAAGGGAAAAGAUUUUUUGACAAAAUUUUAGAGCAUCCGAGCACUGUCAAACAAGAAUUGCGAUUGUGGCUAAUGACUAUGGACGAUCACAAUAACCUUCAAGCGGGUAAAGAAACACCAGCUUCAGACACAAAGACAUGGUGGCUAAAUACUUUUUGUUUCUUCAUCUUCGGUUUUUUCGCCUUCUUCAACGUAGAAAUGUUCCUCAUAGGAGCGCAGGAUAUCCUGAGCGGCAGGAACGUUCCGACCGCUAUUUUGAUCACUUGUUUUGAGGGUCCUUUAGUGAUGGCCAAACUAGUCAUUCCUUUAUUUCAGGAGAAGAUUCCCUACGUGGUGAAGGUGUUCUUUAUCACAUCCUCUAUGAUUCUUGGAUUGUCUUUAGUCGUUUUCGCAAAUGACUUUAAAGUAAAGAUUUUAGGAGUCGGGCUAAACGCCAUGGCUGCUGGGGCUAAUGAAGCCACCUUCCUUGCGCUGGCUUCGUUUUAUCCAAAGCUAUGCAUCAGCGCGUUCGUCGCUGGCACUGGAACGGGUUGUCUGGUUGCUGCUCUUUACUACACAGGUAACUAUAUUUAAUUGUUCAGAGCUUUUCUUAAUACAACGUGGGCCUCUGUUUCUUUUAAUACAGAGUAUGUUUAAUUGAAUUUAAUCCCUAAUAGAAAAUAGCAAAAGGGGAAAUAAUGGCAAUCUACUGGGUAGAUUGAGUCGCGAAGGGAUUUGAAAUUUCAUGACGCCGUUAGUGCGCUGCGUCAUUACAAUAUGGAGAAAUAGCUUGAUCAUUUGCAUUUCAGACGGAACGCUGAUUUUCCCACUUUGUGUGCGUAUCUACGAGGAAACAGUGAAGCAUUUCUGUCGCUGGUCAUUAUAUCGAUUUAAAAAUAAAUCAGGCAAAAUUUAGACGGAGAAUAUCAGCCGUAUGCGUUUUCAAUAUGAAAACGUCUUUUCAAAGUUACCCUUCGUACAAAUUGUAUAGAAGGGACCCUUGGAGAAAAUGAGAAAAUGUUCGCAAGUAAUUUGCCUAUAAAUCCUAUCAUCAUAAUCCUAAUGCAAUUUUGAACUACCAGCUAAGAGCAACAAUACUCAAUAUGUACAGUUGAAAGAGAAAAAUUAUCAUUUUUUUUUUCUUUUCAUCAGCUCUCAUGACAUGGACUUGCUUAUCUCCUAAGACCACCAUGAUGAUAACAAUUCCCCUUCCUUUGGCAGUUUUGGUGUCUUACGCAUUGCUGAACAAAGACUUUCUCCCAAACAGCUCACAAAGCAGCCCCAAGGAGCUCAAACACGUUAAGUACUCCAUUGUGGGAUCCACUUCUGACACCAUGGAUCAGGAUGCGCCAUCUCGCCAAAAACUAACAUGUGGCGAAAUGCUCAACAUUGCAUGGAAAAUGAGUUCAGUCAAUAUUUCUCUAUUGUUGAGCUUUUCUGCUGAGUAUAUCUCUGCUGUAUCCGUACUUACGACGAUUUCUUUCCCCGAUUCACAUAUUCUCCCUCGCGAUCACUUCCUUAUUUAUCUGUUGUCGUACUUUAUCGGUAGAUUUGUCGGUCGAAGCUAUUUGCUUUUAUUUUCUUGGCUGCCUUCUAAUAUUACGAAAUUUCUUCAGUGCAAUAGAACCUGGAUUUUCACAGUGCUGCAGAUGGCACAACUGACUUUCUUGGUAUUGAACUCGUUGUACCAUUUCGUCCCAUACAUCUGGAUAAUAAUCUGUGUUUGUUCAACUCUUGGUCUAAUCGGCGGAAUGAUAUGCGUGAACGCACCCCAUGCAGUUGCGCAGCACGUUAAAUCCGAGGAGAAAGAGUUUGCUUUAGGACUGGUGUCAGUUGGUUCAUCCAUGGGUGUAUUAGUGGGUGCCCUGAUUGGGCUGGCUGUGGAAUCGAGUCUUAGAAAGCAUUGUGUCGAGCAUUACCCAGACACCAAAGAGUUCUGCUUCACAAGAUAUCAAAACACCACUGGCUGGGAAACUAAUAUUCACUGUUAGAGCCUGUUAUAAAUUCUGACGCUUUGGUGCUUAAAGUCAAAAACCAACCAAGCAUACAAAAAACCUAACUGACCAAUAGACAAAGGUCCAAUCAAAACCUUCGUUUGCAUUAAUUUUUAUAGAGAAUAUCAUCACGAAAUUUAUGUACUUUUCCGUGAACGUAUUUUGUUCGCCAGACUAAAAAUACUUUGUCCGCAAAACUUUCUGAGACCACUCAGUAAUGUUUUAGGUCGAGCGCAUGAUGAUCAGAUGAGGAUCGUUCUCUCUCAGCAGCAAGCCUGCUUUAGCAAGUGAUCUCUUUUGAAAUCCUACGCUGCUGGAACAGUGACCAAAAUUUUGGGUCUAUUUGCUUUAGAUUGUGGGUUCCGAGAAAAAAAAAAUUUAUAAUAGAGUGAAGUUUCUGAUACUUACGAGAAUCAUCUUCAAAUGUUUCAAAGACUUGUGUCUAAGUUGCGUGCAGUAUGUAUGUCUUCAUAAGACAACGCAAAAGGGGUUGCUUGGGGCCAGACUCGUAAAAUAGAAAAAACAAAUUAAAUUCAAGUAGCAUAUACCACACAGGUCUAUAGUGCUUUUCACGCGCGCUGAUUGGUUAGUUUGGAAGUGAUUUGCAUUUUAUUUACCUUUUGGGCAGCCGAAGAGACAAAGAGGCGCUUCAAGAGUUACUUCCAGACCAUUUCUCGGG